AAAUCAACCACUGGUGGGUUUCAGAAGGAAGCUUUAACAGAAGGGAUACAAUAACUUCAGGUGUCUUUGCUUUGUGAGUCUGUCAGGAUGCGGCACCUGCGCCUGCAGCUUCACCUGUCGCUCACUGUUUGUAUUUUACUGUGGAGUUCCGCAGGAGCGCAGCGUGUCACCAAUGUGACCCCAGUGCUCGGAAGCCUCAAUGGCGGAACGAGACUGACCAUACAGGGUCAAGGUUUUGCUCAAGCCAGUCAGUUUAAUCUCAAUGCCAAUGACCCAAACAUUGGGAACGCAGUGACACUGGUGUCGAGCACCAGAUCUGUUCCCUGUGAUGUCGAGAAAGACUCCACUCACUCUACUCAGAUCACGUGUUAUACAAGAGCUCUGCCAGAAGAUAGCUAUUUGGUGCGGGUCAGUGUGGACGGCGUGCCAAUUCCUUCAAAUCGCAUUUGUAAUGGAUGGGCAGGGUAUUGCAUGUUCUAUCCCCGUUCAUAUCGUACACCCAGCAUUCAAAGUAUCCGUCCACUUUCAGGUCCCCCAGGGACUGUGGUGACACUGAGGGGAAGAAUCUAUACUGACGUAUAUGGAAGCAACACAGACAAAAGUUCAAAUGGCCUGAAUGUGAGAUUUUUAAGAGCGUAUAUGGGGGGCAUGUCUUGUGAACUUCUGAAACCCAAUUCAGAUGAAAAGUAUGGCCUCUAUUUGGAUACUGUGACUAGCGAAUGGGGAUAUAUGAGCUGUAAAAUGACUGGGACAUAUGUUGGUCAUCACAACCUCAGUUACAUUCUCGACGCUGAAUAUGGGAGGAGCUUGCCCAACUUGGGGGUUUUCAGCGUGUCAGCACUGAACAAGCUUUCCAUGUUCCAGACAUAUGCAGAGGUGACAGGAGUUUCUCCCUCUGAGGGCAGUGUACUUGGUGGCACAUUACUGACCAUUCAGGGACGCUACUUUGAUGAGACGGACAAGCCAGCUAUGGUCUUAGUAGGAGGUCGUGAGUGUCAGAUUCAGAGCGUUUCAAAUGAGAAGAUAAUCUGCAUAACUCCUAGCUAUGAAAGAACCAAUAUGACAGUGUUUCCAGGUGGAAGAGGAUUUAAAAUGGAGAUGUGGAACAACUCCACACCGUACCUUCUAGAGGACGUCCUGAAUUAUAAUUCCAGUAGAUCUGGAUAUUCCGUCCAGUGGAUCGAUUCACUGUCCUAUGUGUGGCCCAAUGAAAUUGAUAACUUUGUGGCACGACUGAGUGGUUUCUUUGUUCCGACGGAGACUGACAACUACUAUUUCCGAAUCAAAGCCGACGAUCGGUGCCAGCUGUAUUUCAGCAAGACAGGUUUUCCCAAGGAUAAGGUCAGGAUUGCAUAUCAGCCUUACUAUACAACCAGUUUUUUCACAUACAGCUCCCAGAUGUCACAGGUCAUGCGCUUGGAGAAGGGAAAACCGUACUACAUUGAGAUUUUAGUGCAGGAAUAUGGAAUCGUAGCAUCAGUGGAUGUGGCUUUUUUCAAAGAGAUCAGUCCUUUCACGGCCCAGCAGACAACAGACGCUGUUAAUGAGAAACAGCAGAUUAAUGCAUACUAUGAUGUACUACCUGAAAAACAGGUGGUUCGCUUCGAGGGAUGGACGCCAGUAACCCCUGUCAAUGAGGUGCAGACUCUGAGAAUCAGCAGCAACUGUUUCUCUCUGAGCAACUGUGAAAACACAUACUACUUUCUAGCAUAUGGAGGUCUUAAAACAGGGCCGAUCCCAGUUAGUGCUUCAGCGAUGGAGUUGCAGAAUGCUUUGAAUGAUUUGUGGACGAUUAAACCAGACAGUGUUACAGUCAAAAAGCAAGAACUGGACGAUGAGGCACUGUACAAUGUGACAUUCAACUCUAACAGAGGUAACUUUGAGAAUCUUGAAAUCUUUAGCAUGGACUCCAAUACGAACAUCACAGUUAGUGAGGAUGUGAAAGGGCAGGCCAGCUUGCAGACGUUCACACUGCUGUGGGGUGGAGUUCCAUCCCUCCCUCUGCCUUUCAAUGCUUCUGAAACUGAGGUACGUUCGGCACUAGAUACAAUGGUCACCGCUAAAUGUCCAGCAGAGAUUCCAACCACGGAGAAUACUAAUGUGAAAUUUUUCAGAGAUUAUGAGACAGGCACCACAGGGUUUUCAGGUGAUCUAAGCCGCAGAGGGGUCCAGGUCAAUGAUUCAGAGGCUUUCUGUGGCCGCUGGUCUCUGAAGAACCCAGAGAUUCUGUUCGAUGCCAGUGACGUCACAGCAUUAGGAACGACCUACGGUGCAGUACCACUACAAACAUACAAAACUCUUUGCUUGGCCUACAAAGGGCGUCUGGUGAAUGAACUGGGAAUUUUGUUCAGCUACCAGGGGAAUACUUUGCGACAGGAGAAUAUACGUAUCUCUGUGCAAUUUGAUUCAGCGAAUGAGUGGAACUACAAGUGUGUGGAUCUCCUGAGCUCCAUACAGGCAAACUACAUAGGCACCGACUACAAACUACUUAGGUUCAGUGUGUAUGGAGAGAGCGUCAACUCCGUUUACUUCAUAGACGCUGUUCACCUUGGACGUGAAAUAACUGCUUUGGAUCCUUAUGUUAUAAUCCGCAGAAGAAGACCACCUGCUCUAGCCAGUUCAGGACUUUUCUUUUCAAGCAUCAUUGUGCGCAAACAAGCAAUUGCUUCACAAGUCAGCUACGAGAUCACAGCGACACCUUACUACUGUGGCUUUGGUGUCCCACUGUUUGAAAUAGGUUUUCUGAAGAAGAUGCCAAACAGAACAGAGGACAGACUCAUCCAAAGCCAGGGGAAUGCCACCGUCAACAUUACGCGCCCUCAAAAAGCCAGCCCACCUCUUACAGGAACGUUUGACGUUGAGUUCUCUGGCCGACGUGUUGAAGGCCUGGCAGUAGACAUCAGCGCUGCGGACCUGCGAUAUGCACUGCAGGGGAUCCCAGAGCUCGGCCAGCUGCAGGUGGACAGAUAUGGAGACUGUAAGGGCUACUACUGGAACAUCCAGUGGCUCACCAUGCCUGGAAAUCAGCCCCUGUUAAAGAUCAAUGCUUCCAAUGUGGUUGGUGUGAACCCUUCAGUGAGAUCACAAAAGAUAGAGCAAGGAGGCCUCUUCAAACAGAGAAUUAUGGGAGACUUUCUGCGUGUGCCUACAAAUAAACCACAGGUGGAGGUUUUCAUCAAUGGUAUUCCAUCAUGGUGUUCAGGGGAUUGUGGUUUCACCUGGAGUCAGUCAAAGACCCCAACAGUGACUGGAAUCUAUCCUAUGCAAGGGUCCAGCGGUCUGGGAACAGUUCUUACCAUAACUGGAUCCGGUUUUGAUGGUUCAAACGUCACUGUAAAGACUGGAGAUGUGGAAUGCUCUAUUCUACAGGUUACCAAUACUUCUAUAACCUGUCAGGUCGGUCCUGCGAGUGCAGGUGUACAGCCAGUCUCUCUGAGUUUCUCUUCAGUGGGAAAUGCCCAAUACCAGAAUGACAGCAGCUUUAUCUUCACACAUCUGUUAGGAGUGACCUCUAUAAAUCCCACAACAGGAAGUGUAGCAGGAGGGACGAUUCUGACAGUGACUGGCUAUGGAUUCAGUAAUAAUACUGCAGUCACCAUUAACACUCAGCCAUGUAACAUUAUAGAAAUGCAACUUUCCCAGUUGAAAUGCAUAGUUCCAGCUGGCUCAGAAGGUGAACAGAGAGUCACAUUAACUGCGGCAGAGAUGACAGCAGUAUCAGAUGGCUUUUUCACAUACAGCAACAAUUUGACGGCCAUAAUCACAUCUGUGAGCCCACAAACUACAACAGUAUUUGGACUCAGGAUUCUUACCAUCUUGGGCACGAAUUUUGCAGAGCAGGCUAAUGGCAGCUCUGUUUUGAUUGGUGAGGCUGAUUGCAAACUGCAGCAGUGGACCAAUGAAAACAUCACCUGCCUGUUACCCGCACUCCCCCCAGCUGAAUACAAUGUCCGUGUGAGAGUCGGAAACCAGGGUUACCCCCUAACCAGUGAUGGUGUUAAAACCACUAUAGAGUAUGUUCUAGAGGUGACUGGUUUCUCUCCAUCUUUGGGAUCAUUGUACGGAGGAACCACUGUCACCAUUUCUGGCUCUGGGUUCAGCCCUGUCGCAGCAGACAACAAUGUGACUCUGGGAGACAGACAAUGCAGAGUGACAGCUGCUUCAGAUCAUUACCUGGAGUGUGUGACACAGUCUAGAGAUAAAACAUUCACUGUGACUAACCAAGGUUUCCACCCCGUGUAUGGUCAGGGUUAUGCCUGGAGCCCUUCUGCGCUUAUUGCCUCGGUGGGAGACACUGUGGUUUGGCGCUGGGACGCACCAGCUUUUGUGUCUGGUCUGGGCUACAGGGUCUUCAGUGUGUCCAGUCCUAGCAGCACAAACUAUGACGGCAUUGUUUUCAGCAGUGGAAACACCCCAACUGCCAAAGGGUUUUUCGCUUACCGUUUCACGUCUCCUGGAGUUUACUACUAUAGCAGCGGUUACAUCGACUCUGCCAACCAGAAGACCCUUCAAGGAGUGGUGACUGUUAUGCCACUAGAGGAGAGCACUGUUGAGCUUCAGGUGUUUGUGACAGGAAAACAGGCCUCUAUGAAUAUAGUUUCAGGACAAAUUAACUCGUCUAACUCCACAUGUGUGGCCACUUCUCACUGUUUCCGAGAUCAGCUGGAAUUGAAUGAGACUUCAGACAAUCAGUACUUCAGUUUUACUUCCUGUGCCACUCCCACUGUGUAUGAUAUCACGCCUGACUAUGGCACUACACAUGACAUCAUCAGAAUCAGUGGAUCUGGCUUUAGCAGCAUUAACUGUGCAAACGAGGUCAAAGUCGGAGAUUGUCCAUGUAAUGUCAUCAACAGCACCUCCACUGAGAUCAACUGUCAACUCAGUCCUGACAGCAGAGCACCAGUGGGCAUUCCCUUACCUGUAACUGUCCUAGUCAACAACAUUGGCAGUGCCAUCCUAACCAUGCCGAAAGAGUACGACCGAAGAUUUGUGGUUCUACCGGUGGUCGAUUCCGUCUUUCCCUUGGUGGGCAGCACUACAGGCAACACGCGGCUCUUCAUCUCUGGUUCUGGGUUCUCAGACGGUUUGAUUACAGUAGCAGGCAUUCCAUGCAACGUGGUUUCCAUAGAUUACUCCCAUGUAGUGUGUGAUACCUCGCCAUCUGAAGCUAACAGGGGAGGUGUUGUAUUUUACGCCAACUCCAUCUCUUCCUCAUGCAGUUUCGAUUGUACAUUCCAAUACUCAGGCUCCAUUGCACCAAACGUCUCCACUGUGCUUCCUAACUCAGUCAGUGGAAACGCCACCUCUGUUGUGAUCACCGGCAGUGGAUUUGGGAGCGAAUUUGCUGAUCUAAUAGUAUCUGCAGCCAACAUCCUUCUGGAUGUCACAGAAGUCACCAAUAGCAGUAUCACCGUUUUAGUUGGCACCCUUCCAGCUGGUACACACGUCCUAAAGGUGGUGGUGAUGAGCAAAGGUCUCGCCACAGGAUAUGCCACUCUGACCAGCAUAGCACAAGCCAGCAUCAGCCCAACAUCAGGCAGUAUUGCUGGAGGAACUCCACUCUUGAUCACAGGAAAUGGAUUUGUGGCAGGAAAUACAACUGUGAUGCUUGCUAACUCCCCCUGCAGGAUUUUAGAUGUCACUCCAGAUACAGUGAGGUGCAUAACACCUCCUCGCACAGAGGGACCGGUGGUGGUAAAUAUUAAGGUGUCUGAUGUAGUUUAUCCACCUCAGAGUUUCAACUACUCCAAGGAACGAACUCCAAACAUCACCUCUGUCAGUCCUAUAACAGGUCCGGUUGGAACAGAGAUCACUGUCACUGGUUUUGGAUUCGGCACAGAUGCAGCACUUGUCUCCUUAGAGAUUGAUGGCGUGCCCUGUAGCGUGUCAUCUGUCACAGAUACACAGUUGUUGUGCAAUGUUGGUGAACAUGCUGGAGGAACUUUUCCAGUCAUGUUUCACCAUAAUGUCAAAGGUCAUGCCUUGACCCGAUCUGUCUUCACCUAUGAGCUGCUGUUGACAGGGGUCACACCGAAUGAGGGAAGUUAUGCUGGAGGAGCCAUUGUUGCCAUUCAAGGUUCUGGAUUUGACCCAAACAGCACCAAAGUCCUCAUCUGUAACAGACCGUGUAACGUGCAACUGCUGAGCUCUACGUCUACCCAGCUCAACUGUGAAGUCCCACCUAACAAUGGAACUGAAGCAGAGCGAGCCUGCACAGUCAUUGUGAUGAAUGGAGGCAAUGCUGUCAACCUGACCAACAGCUAUACUUACAAAUCUUCUCUGACCCCAGUUAUUACUAACGUGACGCCACGCAGAGGAGGAACUGCUGGAGGCACCAGACUCACGAUUACCGGCUCAGGUUUCAGCUCAAAUGUCAAUGAAAUCUCUGUCACAAUUGCUGGGUCUGUCUGCGAUGUCCAGUCAACCAGUGAGACACAAAUCAUCUGUGUGACCAAUGCUCAGCCCAGAUCCCAAGAAACUCAAGUUCGCAUCCAGCUGGGGAAUAGAGGAAUUGCCCGAAUGGAUAAUGCUUCUUUCUUCUACAUUGAUGUGUGGUCGUCUCCCUAUACAUGGGGUGGUCUCUCGCCUCCUGAGGAGGGCAUGUUUGCUGUAAUCACUGCUGGCCAGACCAUCCUUCUGGACACAAGCACACCAGUCCUUAAGAUGCUCCUAAUACAAGGGGGGCGACUGAUUUUUGAUGAGGCAGAUAUUGAACUACAGGCGGAGAAUAUUCUGAUCACAGAUGGUGGAGCUCUGCAGAUCGGAACAGAGCAGGCGCCCUUCCAGCACAAGGCCAUCAUCACACUGCAUGGACACCUGCGUUCAACAGAACUUCCUGUCUAUGGCACCAAGACCCUGGCUGUCAGAGAGGGGGUGUUGGAUCUGCAUGGAAUCCCUGUCCCUAUUACAUGGACUCGCCUUUCCCAGACUGCACAAAGCGGUUCCAAAACGCUAACACUGAUGGAUGCCGUCACCUGGAAGACUGGCGAUGAAAUUGUCAUCGCUUCCACGGGGCACAGACACAGCCAGAGCGAAAAUGAGUUGAUGAGAAUCGCCUCAGUUUCAGCGGACGGAAGGACCCUCACUCUGACCGAACCACUGGGAUACACUCAUCUUGGUGUGUCUGUCACGCUGCCUGAUGGGACAGUUUUUGAAGGGAGAGCAGAGGUGGGCCUUCUUACCAGAAACAUUGUUGUCCGUGGAUCCAACAAUGUGGAAUGGAGCGAUAAGAUUGAAGCUUGCCCUGAUGGAUUUAACACAGGGGAAUUUGCUACCCAGACUUGUUUCCAGGGUAGGUUUGGAGAAGAAGUAGGAAGUGACCAGUUUGGUGGUUGCAUCAUGUUCCACGCACCACAGCCAAACCAAAAUCUGGCAAUUGGCAGAAUUGAAUAUGUUGAGCUCUUCAACGUUGGACAGGCCUUCCGCCUGGGACGCUACCCAAUCCACUGGCAUCUGAUGGGUGAUGUUAAGUUUAAGUCGUACGUGCGUGGAUGUGGCAUCCACCAGUCCUACAAUCGUGCCGUCACCAUCCACAACACCCACAACCUGCUGGUGGAGCGUAAUGUCAUCUACAACAUCAUGGGUGGGGCUUUCUUUAUUGAGGAUGGCAUUGAGACUGGCAACAUCCUGCAGUACAACCUUGCGGUAUUCGUAAAACAGAGCACCAGUUUACUAAACGACGAUGUGACUCCAGCUGCAUUCUGGGUCACCAACCCUAAUAACACCAUUAGGCACAAUGCUGCGGCGGGUGGAACGCACUUCGGCUUCUGGUAUCGCAUGCACGAUCGUCCCGACGGCCCUUCGUAUAACCCCAACAUCUGUCAGAAGAGAGUACCACUAGGACAGUUCUUUAACAAUACAGUGCAUUCGCAGGGCUGGUUUGGCUUGUGGAUCUUUCAAGAGUAUUUCCCCAUGCGUACCGGCAGCUGCAGCGCCUCAACACCAGAGCCAGCAGUUUUCCGUCGCCUCACCUCCUGGAACAAUGAGAAAGGUGCCGAAUGGGUGAAUGUAGGAGCGGUUCAGUUCAGCGAGUUCCUGAUGGUCAAUAAUGAGAAGGCAGGAGUGGAGACCAAGAGAAUCAUCCAGCAGCACGUCAGCGGAUGGGGACUGGAUGGAGGCGCAGCUGUAGUCAACAGCACUAUGGUGGGCCAUGUGGAUGAGCUGGGACUGGGAAGCAACUACUGCACCGCUCGUGGUGUUAUCCUGCCCCUGGAUGAUGGUAUGAGUGUUAUCAACACCAAGUUUGUGAACUUCGAUCGUUCGUCAUGUGCUGCAAUCGGGGUGGCAGAAAUAGUCGGAACCUGCAUGUUCCGCUGUGGAGGCUGGAGCGCAAGAUUCAGCAGGAUCCAAUACUAUCAGUCCCCCAACAAGGCCUGGUUCAGAUGGGAGCAUGAGGUGGCACUUGUAGAUACUGAUGGGUCACUAACAGGCAAUGUUAGCUACAAGGUGGUACCAAGGAGUAACCUCCUCGACCCAAGACGCUGCUUCCCAGGAACAGAAUGGAGCGUUGGUGUCCCUGGUGCAGUAUGUGACAACACCAUUAACUUCCACCGCAUGGUCGUCGUCAAUGCCGCACCACCUUCACUUCAGUCUAAAGAUGCCAUUCUAACCAACUCAUAUGGAACAUGUGUGCUUCCUUUCCUUGAAAAGCUUGUGACCCACUCAAUGGGCUGGAUGGCAAUGGUGCCCACAGGCCAAACGUACAACUGGUACUUUAAUGGUGCUUCCCAAAUCACGAACAUUUCAUACAAUGGAAUGGUCUACGGCUUUCGGCCAGAAAAUUAUAUUAUAAUCAACCACAACCUGACCCAGGCACCUGACCUGUUCCGCAUUAUAGACAACAGAAAUGGAUCCACCCAGCCCCUGAACCCUACUGCGAAUGUAAAUGGAGACUGGUACUUCAACCAGACAUCCAAAGACCUCUAUUAUAUGGUGUCUGGAAGAGACCGUGUGAAUAGCCGGAGGAAGAGAAACAGCGUGGACCGCUCAGUUGUAGACAGAUCGCUGGACUUCAAAGUGUAUCAGUGCUAUUAUCCCAACUGCAUCCAACCUCUCCCUACGCCUGGUCCUGUAGUCACUACAUCCAACACAUCCAAUUCAACCAGACCUGCAAACUUCAUUCUCUGGUCAAAUGAAUCAUUUUGGAGGUCAAGCUCAGUGAACAACUUCAAUGUACCACAAGAAGGCUCUGAUGUGAUUAUUCCAGCUGGCAUUUGGAUGGUUAUGGAUGUUGUGGUCCCCUCUCUGAACAAACUGAAAAUAGUUGGCGUUCUGGAGAUUCCAGACACAAACAAUGGCACUUCUACCAGAAGCGUUUCUCAAUAUAAUAACGUUGUUCUGAAUGCCACAUACAUAUCCAUUCAAGGUGGACGUCUGAUUGCUGGCUGGCCUAAUGAACCCUUCAGAGGUCAACUACAAAUCAUAUUGAGAGGAAGCCAUUCCACACCAGACUGGCUAUUACCAUCUGGACCAAACCAAGGGUCCAAAGUGCUGGGUGUGUUUGGAUCUCUUGACCUCUAUGGCAUGCCACACAACGUGUAUCACACUAAGCUUGCUAGGACAUCCCAAGCAGGAACCAGCAAUGUUUCACUACAGGAAUCUGUUGACUGGAAGGUUGGGGAUCAGAUACUGCUGUCCACCACCAGCUAUGACCCUUGGGAGACGGAAAUCCGCACCAUCACUGCAAUCUCAGAUUAUGGCAGCACACUGACUCUGGACCAGCCUUUAUCAUACACACACAUUGGGGAGAGCUACAGUGUGCCAGGUACUUCAAGAAGUUAUCAGCUUGCAGGCAAUGUGGCUUUACUGACAAGGAACAUCAAGAUCGUUGGUCAAGAGUAUCCAGAAAUGAACACAGAGUCUUAUGGGGCCAGAGUGCUGGUGGGAACCUUCUUCAGUGGAGGAAUCACUUUCAGAGGAAAAGCCCAGAUCAGAAAUGUUGAAUUCUACCACACCGGGCAGGAGGGAUGGAAUGACGUGUCAGAUCCACGAUACUCUCUGGUGUUUUAUGACUUAGGAGGGGUGGAUGGUGAAUCUUACAUCAAAGGAUGUGCUUUCCACAAUGGCUUUGCUCCUGGUAUUGGUGUUUUUGAGACAGAUGGACUGAGUAUAGAAGACAAUGUGAUCCAUCACACGGUUGGAGAAGGGAUCAGAAUCUUGGGUGACAGAAAUGUGGUCCGAAGGAACUUGGUUACAAUGACGCUGUGGACUGGAUCAUACAACGGCAGAGCGGAGGAAUUUAACUUGCAAUGGAAUGCAGGCAUUGAGGUUAUUGAGGCAACAAAUGUGAUUCUUCAAGGGAAUAUUGUUGCUGGCUAUGAACGAGUGGGAUACCGAAUUAAUGGAGAAACAUGUCCAGAAUAUCCAAAUUCAGUGGCGCAAUGGAGUGAGAAUGAGGCGCACGGCGGUCUGUAUGGACUCUACAUGAAUAAAGACGGACUUCCUGGUUGCUUUCAAAUUCAGGGAUUCACCAUCUGGAGGAGCUUUGAUUUUGGCAUUUAUGUUCAAGUAUCCAUGAGUGUGUUAAUUUCUAACGUGAGCCUUAUUGAUAAUGGAAUGGGAAUCAUGUCUCUAAUCUACAGUCCUCCCUCGCUCAGCCACUUAUACUCUGACAAAACUGUCCGCGUACAGGGUGCCCUGAUUGUGGGCAGCAGCCCCAACUUCACCUGUUCUGACAGUCUGUCCACAACUACGACUUAUGUUAGUCUCAGCAGAAUUCACAAGGCCCCACGCCCUCCUAAUGGUGGAAGGUCUGGAAUUUGCUGGCCGACGUUUGAAUCGAGCCAUAACACCGGACCACAAAAACCACUCACUGGAACGAUGAGCUACAAUGCCAUAGCUGGUCUAAUGACAGUCUCUGACACAACUUUUGUUGGGUUCAAGAAUGUGUGCUCAACAGAGAGAAAUUUCAUGUUCAUGACCAACCCGGGAAAUGAGGAUCUACAACAUCCAAUCAGUGUUCAGAGGAUUUCCAAGAUAGACAGCACAGAGGACUCACUAGCGUUCAUUCAUCGGCCUGAUCUAGGCAAGGUGAACCCUUCAGACUGUGUGGACAUGGACUGUGACGCUAAGAAGAUCGCGGGCGAGGACGAACUGCUGGCUGACGAUGAUGUUGUUUCUCUUACAUCAUCCGAUCCAGCAGCUAGUGCUCUGUUGGGUCCUUCCCAAGAAGAGCAGGAGAUGUUGGAAGAUGAGGAAGCUGAGGCUGAACCCUUUCUAAUCUCCUGCCCUGCAUACGAGGAGCUGUUGGAGGUUAUGGAUCGCGCCACGGUAAGGCUUGACUUGCCGUGGAAGCGAGCCAGAGAGGUGGCGCCUCGGGGUCGUCUCGAUGAGCGCUAUCUUUCUGAUCAUAACCUCCCGGCCCAGGUGAGUCUUCCAUUCCUUCCCGAUCUGCAUACGGAGAUCGAGAAGGUAUGGAAGAGGCCGUUUUCCUCACGCAUCCAUAAUUUUCCGCACUCUAAUUAUGCGAAUAUUGAGGGGAUGCGUGAGCACGGCUAUCAGAGGAUGCCACCUGUAGAAGAGACGCUGGCCAGCUAUCUCUCUGUAGGUAAGGCAUCUUCCCUGAAGACUCCCUCCCUGCCAUCCAUUCCCCUUCAAGUAACAUCUCGUUUGAAUGGCAGGGCGUAUGCAGCAGCAGGUCAGGCUGUGGGUGCGUUGCACACUAUGGCGGUGCUUCAAGCCUACCAGGCUGACUUGCUGAAAGAUCUGGAUAAGGGUCAGGGUCUUUCCCCGGACGAGGUUGCUGAGCUGCGCCGCACCACGGAUCUCGCUCUCCGUGCCACCAAGCAGGCCGCCACUGCCAUGGGCAGGUCUAUGGGGGCCAUGGUGGUUACGGAGAGACAUCUGUGGGUGAACUUGGCUGACCUCGGGAAGAAAGAGAGGGGCUUUCUUCUCGACGCACCAGUCUCGCCUUCCGAACUUUUUGGUACCUCCGUUGAGACGGUGGUUGAGAAGUUCAGGGAGGCGGGGCGCGCUCAGCGGCCUUCAAAACCUUCAUUCCACGAAGGUCCAGAUCUGAGCCCGAACAGUAUGGGGGUCCUGGCCCGUCUCGUUCUGAGGGACGAAGACAGGCCCAGAAGACUAGUGUGGCCACUCGCGCCCCUCCCCCACCUGCGGGUGGUUCCGGGAGGAAGCGUGGGUCUAGAGGAGGUUGGCUUUUUUGUUAAAAAGCAACUUUUACUGAUGGUCUGGCUCGGCCUUUCGGCCUCCUCUCAGGAACCAUGGAUGGGGUUUCUAAUAAGCGAUCUCUUUGAGGUAACCAGGGAGCUCCUGGACAUUUUGGAUAGACACAUUGACCACCGGGUUAAGACCCUCUGUCUUCAUCCUGCCCUGAGGGGCUUCGGUUGCGGGGUUUCCGCCCUUCACACAGACCUCCUACCUAUGCCAUCUGGUGAUCUAGCGGUCGCCCCCCUCCGAGGAGUGGGCUUGGUCACGCUAUUUCACUGUUUCUCAAGUCAGAGCUGUUUCUGUGGAAACCCUCUGAGUGCUCCGAGGAGCCUUCAGCUAAGCAUUCUUGGCCCUUGGUCCCAAGGCUCUGCGGGUCUUGGUAGAGCAGGGCCCGUGCUUUCCAUCGAGGAGACGUUUCCCUGUAUAGGUGUGAUCAGAGACACUUGUACGUACAUGAGCACCUGGCAGAGCUACAAGUGCUUUGGGCUCAACUACAAGAUGCUGGUCAUCGAGAGUCUGGACGCAGACACAGAAACCAGGCGUCUUUCACCUGUAGCCAUCCUGGGGGACAAAUAUGUGGAUUUGAUAAAUGGUCCACAAGACCAUGGCUGGUGCGCCGGCUACACAUGUCAGAAGCGGGUAUCUCUAUUCCACGCCAUUGUUGCAACCAAUAAGUCCUUUGACAUCUUUUUCUCCAGCACAACACCACAGAAGCUGAGAUUUAUGUUGCUAAAUGCUGGACCUACAGAGGCUGUCAGGGUGGCUGUAUUCUACUCAAACCCUCAGCGGCUGGAUGUGUAUGUAAACAAUAGUUUGGUUGGUCCAACAAAUGCUCAGUGGAAUGCAGACAAAACAGACUACACACUGCGUGAGCCAACUUACACAGGGCAAUACGUUCCCAGUUUCAGCUCCAGUCAUGGCUCCAACUUUUUUGACCAAGACUACAAAAUGUUAAACAUACUCGUUCGUGGCUCAGAGCCGGUUGAAAUCCGCACCUCUCCAGUUCUGUUCUUGGCCUUCAACCUCCCGGCCAUGACUGAAGCGGAGUUCUUCGGGCCAAAUUUGGUUAACAAUCUGGCUUUAUUCCUGAAAAUACCCCCGGGCAUGAUUCGAAUCACCAAAAUCGUCCGUGAGGGAACUAAUGCAAGAAGACGGCGCUCGACAGGACUGACAGUGGAGGUGGAGAUCAGAGAGCCUCCUGUGCAGACGUCCACCAACAACGGCACUGAAAAUGAACAACAGUUUGAGGUCCUGAAGAACAUUGCUGAUGAUCUGGGCCGUGCUGCUGUCUCUGGCAAUCUGAGUCAAUCCAUCGGCUUUAAUGUGUCAUCCCUGGGCAUCAUCCCUCCUCCUCCUUCUUCUAGUGACCCAACCUGGAAUGAAGUGGCCACUCAAGAAGUGACCCGUGAAGACCAGCAGGUGGAGACAGUCAGGACAGUAUCGUCCCUGGUUGUGGUGGUCGAGCCCGUGGCGGGAUCAUCCCCUGGACCCCUCAGCGUGCAGCCCAGCAUCAUGGCUGUGGACACAGCGGGUGAUUGCGUGUCUGUGGGUGUGACGAGUCUAACAAUGUCAGCUGUGCUCAAAGAUGCUAAUGGAAAUCAGACAGAGGGACUUCAUGGAAACACCACCAUCCCAUUCAGCGGCUGCUGGGCCAAUUACACUAAUUUAGCCAUUUUUACAAGUGGUGAAAACAUGAAGUUGGCCUUUACUCUGAAUGAAUGGAAGGCUGAGUCCAGAACUUUCUCACUCAGAGCAGCUACAACGCCAUCUCCUGUGGUCGUCACCACGGAGGAUGAUGACAACCCCAGCAUCUUUGACUCCAGUCCAGCUGUCUUGUCACAGUCUGUGUACCUGCUCAUGCUGUUGAGUGGUCUACUCCUCCUGCUUAUGAGACCCUAAAUAAUCACAACACACAGUGCACUCUUAUAUUAUAUUGUCUUCUAAUCAUUUACCUUUGACUAUAAUCUACUAUUGUUUUCCCAUAUGAUCAUUAUCAAUAAGCUACAACUAUAAAUUCUGAGCACAUUCACUCAUAAUAACUGUAGAACAAAAAACAACUGUUACUUUGAACAAAAUCAAAUAUUUAAAUCCAUUACUUUCAACUAAAUUAUAUUUAUAUGCUUUCUUAUAUGCUUAAUAAAAUUUCAACUUCUUGCAUA
This is a messenger RNA of Labeo rohita (rohu), 14324 nucleotides long. RefSeq names its product PKHD1 like 1, tandem duplicate 1 (gene pkhd1l1.1). The transcript is spliced from 81 exons. Lineage: Eukaryota; Metazoa; Chordata; Actinopteri; Cypriniformes; Cyprinidae. The coding region runs from base 88 to 14064 and encodes 4658 amino acids. The record is from RefSeq and is a predicted model, not a curated record.